AGCUUUGCUUCACACGGCCCUUUCUCCGUGUCCCCUACAUCUGGCGCACGGCUGUGCGGUUGCGCGUGGUUUUCCGUGGUGCGGUGCAGUGCUUCCCGCGACUCGGAGCAUUCUUCCGGGGCCACUCAGACUGCACACGACGUGGACUCGGCCCAGCGCUAAAUUUCCUCGACCCAAAGCCAGUGGACGUGUAGGUGACAGCAGCCCCGGAGGUCGCCGAAGUCGGGGGCACCAUGGAGGAGCCCCCUGUGCGGGAGGAGGAGGACGGAGAGGACGACGAAGGCGCCCUGGCCAAGAGUCCCCUGCAGCUGACCACCGACGACGUGUACGACAUCUCCUACGAGGUGGGCCGCGAGCUGAUGGCCCUGGGCAGCGACCCCCGCAUCACCCGGCUGCAAUUUAAGAUCGUGCGCGUGAUGGAGAUGCUGGAGGCGUUGGUGAACGAGGGCAGUCUGGUGGCCGAGGAGCUGAGGAUGGAGAGGGACAACCUCAGGCAGGAGGUGGAGGGUCUGCGGAGAGCCGGUGUGUCCGGAGGUCAGGUGAACCUGGGACCAGACAAAAUGGUAGUAGAUCUGACCGACCCCAACCGGCCCCGCUUCACUCUGCAGGAGCUGAAGGACGUGUUGCAGGAGCGCAACAAGCUCAAGUCUCAGCUGCUGCUGGUGCAGGAGGAACUGCAGUGCUACAGGAGUGGCCUGCUUCCACCCAGAGAUGCUCCAGGAGGAAGAAGAGAGAAGGAUGCUGUGGUCACCAUGGGCAACAGUGAGAAGGAAGAAAGGACCAUCAUGAAGAAGCUGUUCUUUUUCCGGUCAGGGAAGCAUACCUAGAUUGAAGGCCAUGGCCAAGGUGGUGACCCUCUGACUCGAGAAGACAAUUGCCUAGCUGUCUUCUGGAACUGUCUUUCUGUGACAUGUAUCUGCUCUGGGCUGGCUCAGAGUAGUCAAAAGAGGAUGUCCUCAGCGCUCACCUGCUCACUGGGGACAGCCCUGGACAGCCACCAUGCCAGGGCAGGCAAGACACCAAGAACUCCGGAAAGGAGCACAGAGCAUGGCCACAUCCAGCCUCCACACAGAGAGGCCCCUGGCCUGCAGCCUGUUCCGGCCGCUCAGAUACUCUGCUCACUAACGUGUAAGAGACACAGAAAAGUGGGAAAAUAUGGAAUUGACUUCGCUGAUACUUGAUUUUUCUCAUACAACUUUUUAUGCCUUUUGUAUUAAAGUAAAAUGACCUUUAUACUUUC
Molecule: messenger RNA, 1240 nt
Organism: Phodopus roborovskii (desert hamster)
Lineage: Eukaryota; Metazoa; Chordata; Mammalia; Rodentia; Cricetidae
Gene: Rilpl2
Product: Rab interacting lysosomal protein like 2
Exons: 4
Coding region: 234-827 (197 amino acids)
Biological process (GO): cilium assembly
Cellular component (GO): cytoplasm; ciliary basal body
Molecular function (GO): protein dimerization activity
Source: RefSeq, a predicted model, not a curated record